AAACUCCGCCGCCGCCGCACAGAAGUCUGGCUGGUGGGUGCAGCUGAGCCUGCCCUGCCUGCGCCGCUCUCGCCUGCGCUCCUCCAGCCGGCCAGCCACAGCCCCCUGCUGCCGGGCUUCUAUGUGGACGGACCUCCAGCCCCGCGCCGCCCUGCUCUCGCCCGCCCUUCUGCCGGCCACCCCUGCAGCGCCCAGGCCCCGACUGGCCGGGGUCGUCUUCAGGCUGCAGCCGACAGCCUCGCGGAGGGCAUGGGGGCUUCCCACUCCAGGUCGGAGGAGAUCCGGGAGCUGGCAGACAAAACCGGCUUCACGUCAGAUCAAAUCGAGCACCUCCACCGAAGAUUCAAACAGAUAAGUGGGGAUCAGCCAACUAUCCGCAAGGAAAACUUUGAUCGCAUCCCUGACUUGGAGUUCAACCCCCUUAGGACCAAAAUCAUCCAGGCCUUUUUUGACAAAAGGAACCUCCGAGAGGCAUCUGAAGGACUGGUGGAUGAAAUCAAUUUUGAGGACUUCCUGAUUAUCAUGUCCAAUUUCAGACCGAUUGAGAUGAAUAUGGAUGAAGAGCAGCUGGAUCGUUUCCGCAAACAGAAGCUGAAAUUCCUCUUUCACAUGUACGACUCAGACAGCGAUGGGAAGAUCACCCUGCAGGAAUACAGAAAAGUGGUGCAGGAGCUGCUCUCGGGGAACCCCCACCUGGAUAAGGAGUCGGUGAGGUCCAUAGCGGAUGGGGCCAUGAUGGAGGCUGCCAGCAUCUGCAUGGGGCAAAUGGAGCCAGACCAGGUGUAUGAGGGAAUCACAUUCGAAGAUUUUCUGAAGAUCUGGGAGGGAAUCGAUAUCGAGACCAAGAUGCAUGUCCGCUUCCUCACCAUGGAGCCAAUUGCGCCUUGCCAUUAACCAAAGAGAAGCUGUGAUGGAAGUGCCGGUGCCUUUGGAGCGACCCAGGACAGAAUGUCGGGUGGUCGAUACGGGUAGACGGGGGAUUGGCCUCUCCCAGUGCUGCAGGGAUACAGGGCAGUUGCUUGCUACAAAGUCUGUGCUGCUGGUUAAGGGGAUGAUUUUGAGGCUGAUACUUCUAGCCUAGCUUUGCAGAUAUCCCCUCAACCCAAAUAUGUUCACGUUUGACUCACCAAUAGUGACAUGCAAUAAAGUAGGAUUGUUUUUAGUUCUUGGCAGUGGCCUGUUUAUUCUUCCUGUGAUCUUGUUUUGCCUCACAGGUCUGUGAACUCACAGGGUUCUGUAAAGCCCUUCAUGGUACUAGGCGCCAUGUAUCUAAAGGUCCGUCUCCCCACAUAUAUAUAAAUCAAAUCAAAUCAAAUUCCUACGUACCCAUUGCAAUCCUCUGGUUGUCACCUUCUCACUGGUGCCUUCUUAAGGUUGAGCACAUGGUAUCUACUAUGGCUUGUUAUUUUCAGGAAUUGUCCCCAUCUUCUGGAGGGGACUUGGGGUUGUGGGGGGAGGCACAGAAGUUUUCAGGAGGAGUUAGUUAUAAGGCUAUUUAUGUCUAAGGGCUUUUAAUGCAUGUUCUGUCUCGGGUGGUGGUGAUUAAGGGGUUUUAUUGUAAUGUACUGUUUUAGUUCUGAAUUGUAAGCCAUCUUGAACCACAAGGAAAUGGUGGUAUAUAACAAUUUUAAUAAAUAAUAAAAGUCUAAUAUUCCA
Heteronotia binoei (common prickly gecko) is the source of this 1656-nucleotide messenger RNA. RefSeq names its product tescalcin (gene TESC). The coding region runs from base 250 to 894 and encodes 214 amino acids. Gene Ontology annotation, molecular function: calcium ion binding. The record is from RefSeq and is a predicted model, not a curated record. NCBI's taxonomy places the organism in Eukaryota, Metazoa, Chordata, Lepidosauria, Squamata, Gekkonidae. The transcript is spliced from 8 exons.